Messenger RNA from Opisthorchis viverrini, 1059 nucleotides. RefSeq lists its product as hypothetical. Gene Ontology annotation, molecular function: nucleic acid binding. Lineage: Eukaryota; Metazoa; Platyhelminthes; Trematoda; Opisthorchiida; Opisthorchiidae. The coding region runs from base 1 to 1059 and encodes 352 amino acids. The transcript has a single exon. The record is from RefSeq and is a predicted model, not a curated record.
AUGUGGCUUGAGGCCGAAAUGGAGGAGCUCAUAGAAAUCUACCGCUGUGGUCAUUCACUCCGAGGAGCUUGCAAUGAAUAUCACAGACGACAUCCGAAUAGACGUAAGCCAACUCACAGAUAUUUGACUCAGUUGCUGAAGCGAUGCCAGGAAACUGGGUCUGUUGCUCAUCGGUCGCGGAAAGGAUCGUCUCCUCGUGAUGCAGAGCUGAGAUUAGUUGUUGCAAACAUGGCACGUGACAAGCCAUCGAUGACAAAUCUUGAGCUGGCAGAACAUUUCGGUGUUAGCCGCGCUUUUGUGAGUCGUACACUGAUGUUAUAUGGGAUCAAGCGCCAUACGUGGGAUAUAAUCCAACGUUUUACGGAUGAUGCGCGAAAGAGCCGUCUGCAAUUUUGUCAGUGGUUUUUGGGCAAACUGUCUGAGACGCCCACCAUGGCUAAUGAUAUUUUGUUCGCUGACGAAGCUGUGUUCAACCUUCAUGGAGUGGUCAAUCACCAUCAUAUAGUCCAGUACAGUUCAGUUCGUUCCCAGGUUAGCGUAGAUGAUCAUCAUCAAUAUAACUUGAAAUUACUGGUGUGGUGUGGACUUCACAAUCGUACGUUAGUUGGCCCUUACUUCUUCGAUGGAAGUUUCAACGCUCAACGUCUAGUGGAUUGUUUUUCCACAGUUGUUGGCCCCUACUUGAAGUCUCUUGCAGAUGAUGUGCGCCAUCGGAUUUAUUUUCUGCAUGAUACGGUGAAUCCGCACUGCGCGGUCAUGGUCAAGUCUUGGCUGGACAGUCAUUUUCCGCAACAUUGGAUCGGAAAAGGUGGCUUGUUCGAAUGGCCUACAAGGUCUCCUGACUUAAAUCCCAUGACAUUUUUCCUAUGGGACUAUUUGGGUUCCAAAGUAUACGACCCACCUCCGAAGAAGUUGGAGGAAUUACGCACAAAUAUUCGCACUGCAUGCGCUUCUUUGAACUCAGUUCAUCUAGGUGAGGUCAGUUCCAGUUUGUCGAGACGCAUCUCAGAAUGUCUAGAGAACAGUGGUGGAACACUUGGUAGGCCGAGAAAGGAAUAG